CCGUGCUGCACCGUCGCUGCCCUACCCGUUCGCGCGUUCUCGGAGCCCUGCAGGCGCCUCGCGCUCCCCUCGGGCCCGGAGCCGCGGAAGCAGCAGGAGGAGCAGGAGCAGCAGGAGCCGAGGGGCGCGCGGCACGGCAUGGACGCCCCCUCGGUCGGCGCGCUCCUGGCCCUGCCCGCCCUGCUCCAGCUGGCAGCUGCGGGCGGCUCGCCGGGGCCGGGUGCGCUGCUGCGGGGCUGCCCCGCGCGCUGUCGCUGCGAGCUGGACGGCAGGACGCUGCUGCGGGUGGACUGCGCGGACCUGGGGCUCGCGGCGCCGCCCGCCGACCUCAGCGCCUUCACCUCCUUCCUAGACCUCAGCAUGAACAACAUCAGCCAGCUGCCCCCGCACCCCCUGCGCGGCCUCCGCUUCCUGGAGGAGCUACGCCUCGCCGGAAACGCCUUGACCUCUGUUCCCAAGGGAGCAUUCGCCGGCCUUUACAGCCUCAAAGUUCUUAUGCUGCAGAACAAUCACCUGAGACAGGUACCUGCAGAAGCUCUCCAGAAUUUACGAAGCCUUCAGUCCCUGCGGCUGGACGCCAACCGCAUCGGCCGCGUGCCCCCCGGCUGCUUCGGCGGCCUGCGCGCCUUGCGGCACCUGUGGCUGGACGACAACGCGCUGACCGAGGUGCCCGUCCGCGCCUUCCGGAGCCUCCCGGCGCUGCAGGCCGUGACCCUGGCCCUGAACAGCAUCCGCCACGUCCCGGACGGCGCCUUCGCGGAGCUCUCCAGUCUGGUGGUUCUGCAUCUCCAUAACAAUAGAAUCCACUCCCUGGGAAAGAAGUGCUUUGAAGGGCUCCACAGCCUGGAGACGCUAGAUUUAAAUUAUAAUAAUCUUGAUGAAUUCCCCACUGCAAUCAGAACACUCUCCAACCUUAAAGAACUAGGGUUCCACAGCAACAACAUCAGGCUGAUCCCUGAGAAAGCGUUUGUAGGCAACCCUUCUCUCGUUACAUUGUCCAUCUUCUUUACUGGGAAUUCUUUGGAAAGCUUCCCUGUGUUUCUCUUGGGGCCUGACACACAUGGCAAUGUAUUGCAGAGUCUUGCUCAGUUUCGUCACACGUCCAGGGAUGUUUUAUCACUUCACUUGAGCUGCUUGUCAGAGGAAGAGUCUCAGGAGUCCUUUAAUCUUCCCACUUCCUUCACCCCAACUCAUCCUAGAAACACCCUGAUGGAAUUCUACAACCAUGUUAAAGUCAACCUUGUAGCAAGAAGAGGAAAUUUAGCUUGGAACAAAAUUGCCAUUAUUCACCCCAAUGCAUUUUCUACGUUGCCUUCUCUAAGAAAACUUGACCUGUCGUCCAACCGCCUGUCGUCCUUUCCUGUAACCGGGUUACGUGGUUUAACUCACUUAAAAUUAACAGGAAAUCAUGGCCUGCAGAGCUUGAUAUCAUCUGAAAACUUUCCAGAACUCAAGGUUAUAGAAAUGCCUUAUGCUUACCAGUGCUGUGCAUUUGGUGUGUGUGAGAGCGUCUAUAAAAUUUCCAGUCAGAGGAAUGAAGGUGACAACAGCAGCACAGGCGACCUUCACAGGAAAGAUGAGGGGAUGCUUCAAGUCCAAGAUGAGCGCGAUCUCGAGGACUUCCUGCUUGACCUUGAGGAAGACCUGCAGGCCCUUCACUCCGUACAGUGCUCACCUUCCCCAGGCCCCUUCAAACUCUGCGAAUACCUGUUGGGCAACUGGCUGAUCCGAAUUGGCGUGUGGACCAUCGCGGUUCUGGCCCUUACUUGCAAUGCCUUAGUGACCUCGACAGUAUUCGGAGCCCCGCUGCACCUCUCUUCCGUAAAACUGCUCAUUGGGUUAACAGCCGUGGUGAACAUGCUCACGGGGGCCUGCAGCGCGGUGCUGGCUGGCGUGGACGCCGUCACCUUUGGCAGCUUUGCCCGGCAUGGCGCACAGUGGGAGCAGGGCGUCGGUUGCCAGGUCGUUGGGUUUUUGUCCGUUUUUGCUUCGGAAUCAUCUGUUUUCCUGCUGACUCUGGCAGCCCUGGAGCGUGGGUUCUCUGUGAAAUGCUCUGCAAAGUUUGAAAGGAAAGCCCCUUUUUCCAGCCUGAAAGCCGCCAUCCUGCUGUGUGCCGUGCUGGCGCUGGCCCUGGCCUCGGCCCCACUGCUGGGCGGCCGUGAGUACAGCACGUCCCCGCUCUGCCUCCCGCUGCCCUUCGGCGAGCCUGGCACCACGGGCUACGUGGUGGCCCUCGUCUUGCUCAACUCCUUCUGCUUCCUUGUGAUGACUGUGGCCUACACCAGGCUCUACUGCGGCCUGGAGAGGGGCGGCCGGGGCAGCGCCUGGGACUGCUGCAUGGUGAGGCACGUGGCGCUGAUGCUCUUCACCAACUGCGUCCUCCACUGCCCCGUGGCUUUCUUGUCCCUCUCCUCUUUACUGAACCUCACCUUUGUCAGCCCUGAGGUACCUAGGGUUAUCCUCCUGGUGGUCGCCCCGCUUCCCGCCUGUCUCAAUCCCCUUCUGUACAUCCUCUUCAACCCCCACUUUCAGGAGGACCUGGGCAGCCUGGGAGAGCAAACCCGCCUUUGGACAAGAUCGAAACACACCAGCCUGAUGUCUGUGAACUCUGAUGAUGCCGAGAAGCAGUCCUGCAACUCCACCCAGGCCUUGGUGACCUUCCCCAGUGCCCGCAUGGCCUAUGACCUGCCCGCCGACUCCACAGUGCCACCAGCUCACCCAGGGCCUGAGAGCCGUCACCUCUCGUCUGUGGCAUUCGUCCCAUGUCUCUGAUUAAUUCGUGAGAGAAAGUUUCCUAAAAUCGAAAAUCCAAAAAUGUGAGAUUGAGUACAUCUGAACAGUAACUGAAAAGAGCUGAGUUGAAACUUGAUUUUUUUUUAAUCUCAGUGAGAAAAAGCUGAAAACCUAUUGAUACUGGAGAAUGAAAAAUAAGUCUAAAUGCUGCCUGGAUAACUUGUUCAGCUAAGAGAGAGAUCAGUCACACUGUUUAGGUAAGCUAGAUUCUCAAAAAACAGAUUGAAAUGUUCAAGAACGAUUCUCCAUAAUUUCAUUUGAAUUCUUUUGAAACUCACCAAUCUAAUGAUUUGGGGCGGGGGACCACUUGUUUACCAAAGGGGUUUUAAACCAAAAACCCCCUUAACAGAUGUUUGGAGGUAUUAGGAAAACGAAAGUUCCAAGUGGCCUGCGUUACUGAGUGGAGGCUGUGGCAGUGGGAUCUCAAGUGUACUGACCACGGGGACGUCCUCCCCUGCUUCCCUCAGAAAGGCUCCUUCCAGGCCGCCAAGCCUCCCCGCCCCAGCCCAGUGAGUGGAUAACAUAAGGUAUUAUUAAUUUGUUCAUAGUUACUUCAUUUUUAGAAAUGCCAGGUUUUACGUGUCAGCACCAGAAGUUCCUACCCUCAGUAGAAUAAAACUGCUUACAACUAUGUGGAAAGGAAUGUGAACUUAAAUUCUUAAACUGCCAUGAUGGCAGUCACGUACAGGCGAGCUUUGCCGUAUCUAAUUCAUUUUUAACUCCCUGGUGCCCAGAGCUCAGAAGAAAAGUCCAUUGCCGGCAGUGGAUGGACCUAGAAAAGAGGGUAGGCAACUUGGGAUUUUUUUUCUGGGUGCACAUUUUUUGCAAGAGUUCUUAUUAGUUGAUUCAAGCUGAUGUGCAUCUUAAGGCAAUGAUCAAGUGCACAUGAAUUAAAUCACUGACAGCUUCUCACGUGUGUCUCUAGCAGCAGCCACGUCUGAAGCCACUUUGGACUCAGCAGAGGCUUGGUACCAUGAGGCCCUGCUUAGUUAGCCUGGUGUCAGCUGUGUCGACCUACUUGGUGUCAGGAACAGGACUUCUCUGCUCAUUUCGUAUUUAAUACAUGUGUGAGGCAUUUUAAGAAGUGAAAUUAUUAAAUGCUGAAGGUCGAAGGAUGAAUUCUAACUUCUGAUAUACUACAGUGGCUUUAAUGCAUCCAAACAGAGAGACCGUUAGGUAGAUUUAUUUUUAUAUAAGCAUGUUUAUUUUGAUCAGAUGUUUUAAGUUGGAAUUGAAAACAAUACAUUUAUGAGAUGUUUUAUAAGAUGUGUAAAUAUAGAGCUGUAUUUAUUACUACGGUAAAGAUUCAGUGACACUAAGGACCAUGAUAAAAAGCCAUGUACAGUGGCAUAUUCUUCCAUAUAUACUGUGUUUCUCUGCCCAUUUUCUUUACGUUCAUUAACUGUGUAUAAUAUAUGUAAAUAUUACAGCACUUGUAAAUAGAUCCAAACUUUCUUUUCUAUUGGAUACAAAAUAAAAGAAAUUCGUAAUGAAA
Molecule: messenger RNA, 4288 nt
Organism: Equus quagga
Lineage: Eukaryota; Metazoa; Chordata; Mammalia; Perissodactyla; Equidae
Gene: LGR5
Product: leucine rich repeat containing G protein-coupled receptor 5
Exons: 14
Coding region: 139-2772 (877 amino acids)
Biological process (GO): G protein-coupled receptor signaling pathway
Cellular component (GO): membrane
Molecular function (GO): protein binding; G protein-coupled receptor activity; protein-hormone receptor activity
Source: RefSeq, a predicted model, not a curated record